Molecule: messenger RNA, 669 nt
Organism: Ostreobium quekettii
Lineage: Eukaryota; Viridiplantae; Chlorophyta; Ulvophyceae; Bryopsidales; Ostreobiaceae
Source: the annotation of a GenBank genome assembly
GAGCACAAGACGCCCAUCAUGUCCGGCCUGGUGGGCGGCCUCCUCAUCGGCCUCAUCGGCAUCUUCCUGCCGCCCACCAUGUUCUGGGCCGAGUACGAGAUGAAGACGCUGGCCGACAACAGCCUCCCCCUGUGGCACAUCUGGCCCAAGGGCGGCUUCUACGGCACGGAAAAGUUCCUAAACGGCCACUACACGCUGUGGUCCUGGCUCCUGGUGGCCUUCUUCAAGCUCCUGGCCAUCAGCAUCACCGUCCUCUCCGGCUUCCGUGGCGGCUUCAUUUUCCCUCUCUUUUACGCCGGCGCGUCGCUGGGCCACGGGCUGGCCGACAUCCCAGGCAUCCCCUUUGUCAGCGGCCUCCCGCCCGUGAUCACCGCCAUGGCCAUGUCCGCCGGGCUCAACACGGCCAUAACUCGGACGCCCUUCGCCACGACGCUCAUCCUGACGACCCUGUCCGGCCACCCGGAGGUGGCGGCCCCCGCCAUUGCGUCGGCGCUGACGGCGUUCUUCCUGACAAUGAACUGGCCGUUCGUGAAGCCGCAGAGGGACAGGGCGGACAUCAGCCUGAUGGCGCUGAGCUUUGGGGAGGAGGCGGAUGGCGGCCGGCCCAUGCGCCGCGACCCCUCGCAGAGCGGCGUGGGAGAGAGCAGUGAGAGCAGCGACGGUCUCUGA